Messenger RNA from Ruditapes philippinarum (Manila clam), 5685 nucleotides. RefSeq names its product cytochrome b5 reductase 4-like. The transcript has 18 exons. The record is from RefSeq and is a predicted model, not a curated record. Gene Ontology annotation, molecular function: oxidoreductase activity; heme binding. The coding region runs from base 228 to 1892 and encodes 554 amino acids. Lineage: Eukaryota; Metazoa; Mollusca; Bivalvia; Venerida; Veneridae.
AUCGCACAGGUACGAAAUUGAUGCGAAAGAAAAAAAAGUAUUUUUUUAAUGUUAUUGAUUUUAUCAUAAAGAGUUGAGUUUAAAUGAAGAUUCAUUCAGAACAGAUGUAUUCAAGUAUGUGAUAACCACAUACCGUUUUUGAAACAGAUUGUAAAAAAAACAGAAACUGGCCAUAUCUGAAAAUUUCAUUAUGUAAUUUCUAUUACAUGUAAGUUUUCCACCAUACUAUGGGAUGUGCAAGUUCAAGUCCAAAGAAGUGGGUACCAGAACAACAAAUAAAAGAAGACAUGGGUAGUCAGAAUUUAAUGCCCAGCUUGGCCUCAUUUCCGGCCGCUGGGUCACAACAAAGAAUAUCAUCAUCAUCUCAGGGAGGCCGCAAUAAGGUACUACUGAAACCAGGUCAUUCUUUAAUGGAUUGGAUCAAACUUGGUAGAAGUGGCAAAGAUUUGACUGGUGUUGGGGGCCGGAAAUUAGAAGUUACACCUGAGGAAUUAAAGAAACACAACACCGAGGAUGACUGCUGGAUUGCUCUAAGAGGUAAAGUGUAUAAUGUGACAUCAUAUCUAGAUUUUCAUCCUGGUGGUAUAGAUGAGCUGAUGAGAGGUGCUGGGAAAGAUGCAACAGCUUUGUUUGAUGAAGUGCACAAGUGGGUAAAUGCAGAGUCAAUGCUGGAGAAAUGCCUCAUAGGGAAACUCAAGGCUGAAAACCCAAUGUUGAGGAAUGCUCUGCUGAGAAAAGCCUCAAAGAGCAGUCUUGAAGCUGUACCCAAUGGUGGGAUAGCUCCACCUACAUUUUUGACACCAUCCACACCACCUGAGCAGAAACCAAGGUUUGACUGGUAUCAGAGUGGUAAGACCGUGUCAGUGGUGGUAUACACCAAGUGGACAGAUAUGAGGGAUGAAAAUGUUAUCAUAGAUCGUGAUGAGAGAACAUUGCUGGUGACAAUGCACGUGAAACAAUCAGUCUUCUAUGUACAUAUAGAUCUUGAGAAAGAUGUAACAGACAAGUAUCAGGUUUAUAUAUCAGGUGAUAGUGGAAAAGUGGAAAUAGUUUUUGAGAAAUGUCAGCCAGAUGUACAGUGGUCUAUUAUAGGAAAGAAUCUGGACAAACAUAAUCUGUAUAUACCAGACAAAAACUACAAUCCUGCAUAUAGAGACUGUACUAUAGAGAAGAUAGAGUCAAUCACACGAGAUACAAAUCUAUACACAAUAUGUCUACCUAAAGGUUGUAGAAUGAAAAUACCAACAGGAUGGCAUGUUCAUAUAAAACACACUAUACAAGGUAUGGAAGUAGUGCGAAGCUAUACGUCGGUGUUACCUUCACUAACCUCGGAGAAUCAGGAUGAUAGAUUACACCAGGGAACUGUUGUUUACCUCAUGAUCAAAAUAUAUCAAAAUGGAGCAUUUACACCCUGGCUUGCUAGUCUUAAACCAGGUGAUCAUAUAUGUAUGAGCAGUUGUGAAGGGAAUUUUAAGGAGUCAUGUCUGAGUACAUUAACCCAUCUAGUCAUGUUGGCAGCUGGUACUGGCUUCACACCUAUGGUGAAACUUAUCUAUAAAUCUCUGGUGCAGGACACCGAGUCUCAAAGGCAGGUGAAGUUAUUGUUUUUCAACAAGACUGAGAAAGACAUACUGUGGCAGGAUCAGCUAAGUGCCUUAGCAGACUUAAAUCCAAGGUUUACAUUUUCAAACUGUUUAUCUGAGGCAGCCGGGGCAUGGACCGGGCUGAAGGGUCGAGUCAACAAAGAUAUGCUGGCAGAAUUUAUCCCGAGUGUGGGAGAGAAUGAUAAAAUACUGAUCUGUGUAUGUGGGCCAACCCCAUUCACCAAGUCUGUGAUACAAUUUGCCGAAGAACUUGGUCAUAAAGACAAUACCCAUGCUUUUCUAGGAUGACCUUGGAAAUGACCUUCAUCUUCCCAUUUUGUAAUGACCUUGACAUUGACCUAGAUAUUGGAGAAGCAGCAUGUGAUAAAAGUGACAAUUUUAGCGUGGAUUUUAUCUGUUUUAAAUGCUCAGCAGCAAUAACAAUGUUGUACUUGUAUGGUAACUUCCACAAUAAUUUUAAAUGGGUCAAGGUCACAUAUUUUAAAUAUCCAAUUGAGCUAUGUAAAGAAUAUAUUUGUACGCUUGUUCUUGAUUAUUUUAUUUUCCAGUUUUUCAGGCUAAAUAGGAAUAAAAAGAAUAAUUUGUAAAGUUAAAAAAAAAACUUAAUAAAAGGAUACUGCUUUUAAAAAGAUAAAGAAAGUGAAGGAGUGAAAUAUAGUUUAAACUUAUUUCUGUUACACUGAAAAAUUACUCAAGAGAAUCGUUUUUGUGUUAAAAGAAAAGUGACAGUCCUUGAAACAGUAAGUUUGUUUCCUGAAGUGAUUAUGUGUUUUGACACAACUUUGUAUAAAUUAUUGACGGUAUUUCUAGGAAAGCUUCUGGUAACAUUGAAUAGCUUAAUGCUCAGUUCUUCCACCGAGGAGCAUAUUCGUUCAUAUGAGGAAAUAAUACAGCUUGUUAAUAGGAAACUAGCAGUAGUCUUUUAAAGGUACCAAUUUGUGUGUGAAUGUGUGAAAUUUUGUGUAUAAAGACACCAUUGAGAUCUUUACACAUCUUUAAAAAUGGAAAGUCCGUAUAUGCAAUUGAUGGUUUCAGCACAUUCAUGGAAUAUUUGUUUUUACAUCCUGCUUUACAUCAGUGUUACACUUUAACUAACAUGCCUUGUAUCUUGUAGGUAUAUUUAUUACACGACUUCCCUUGUUUUAAAGGGAACCAAGAGAAUUAAAGCUGUUAGACAAGGCAGACUAUGGAACAAAGAUGGCCAUGGGACAAAGCAGACUGUAUAUUGAGUUAGGAUGGACACAUCCUAAGGUGUACCCGUUUCUAGUCUGUUACAGAAAUAGUCUUCCUAGUCUACAUUGUUUGCCUAGUCUCAAUAUAAAUCCUGCUAUGUCUAUGAAGGACUCUUGUUGCCUUGGAAACCUAAUUGGAAAUACAACUUUAAAAACGUUUUUGUGGAAAAACAGUUUGAUCACAAAAAUUAUCAUUGGAUACACACUCUUACAAGAUUGUAAAAUUGAUUUUUUGUAAAAACAUAGGCACUAAUUUGUGUGGUCUAUUGUAUUUUGAAAUUUAUAGGGAAGAAUUUUAAAAAAUCUUUUGUUUGAUUUUGAUGUAAUUUCACAGAAAUGAUUCUUGGGUGUCCUAGAUUCUUCAAAUCAUACUGAUUUGCUAAUAAAAACACCUUUACAGAGGUUUUAUUUCAAUCGUAUCGGACUAAGAGUCUGUGUUUAUGCAGAUAUUAUUGAAAAUGGCCUCGGUUAAAUAUGUUUGUUAAUUUUUUGUAUAAUUUAAUGAAACUGUCUGCCAAGAUUGUUAAAAUAAUUAAGAUUUGUGAAGAAGCUAUACCUUUAAAUAGCAAGAUUGUAGCUGCCUAAAAUGUAUAUAGAGGAAACUUUGCAUAUCUUAUAAACUCUGAUUAGAGAUACAGGGCCAUGAUGACCCUUUUAUUUAUUUAUGCAUUUAUUCUUGUUAUAGGAGCUCCAAGGAGGUCCGGUCCAAAUGCUUUAAAACAUAAAAUUUGAUAAUCUAGAGGCAGUAGGGAACCGAAGGCUUAAACAUUUGAAAAAGAGAAUUUAGAAAAAUACUUGAUAUUUAGUGAGACUCUUAGCCCCAUAUGAGUUAAAAGCAUUUAAACUCUUUUCAGUUUUAGUUCUUUUUGCAUAAUAAAUAUGAUAAAUUUGGGAAAAACAGAUUGCUUUAAUGAUUGUACACAAGUUAUUGCUAUAGGCCCAUAUCCGCCAUAUCAAAAACAAACCUCAGUUUAGUCACUCUAACAAUUGCAUUACUUUGACAAUAAUCUUAUGCUUCCUCAUACAUCAUGAAUAGAUCAUAUCAUAUAUCAUACUUAGUCAUGUGAUUAGGCAAGUCAAACAUUUGUUGUCAUUUUAUAUAUAUAAUUUUUAUAAGAUACUUAAUGAUUGAUUGAAAUUGAACAAAAUUAAAAGCUAAAUAUGGAUGUAAAAAGCAAAAUACAGGCAUAAUAUUACCGAAACUGAUAAUAAAAAAUAUAAAAAUAGGGACUUUUUCCCGCUAAGGGAAAAAUAUGAUUGAGCACGUCAUUGUUAUAUUGAGCUUUAUUUAUGAGUUUUUGUAGGAAACAGAAAAUCAUCAUCAUACUGGUUGUAUAUACAAAGUAGAUGUUUAUAAAAUGUUCCAUCAAGCUUUCAUUGUCAUACCUUGAUAUACAUGUAUUAGAAUCAUCAUUAGAUUUUUAGUAGCAUGAAAUACGUUUUAAUUUAUUUAAUGUUAUAUGUCUUUGAAGUUUUAAAAGCUGGUAUAUACCGGUACUAUAUAGAUUAUAAAAGCGUAUGUUGUUUACAUGAAUGGAAUGUACAUAAAAAUUGUUUAUUUUUAUAGAUUAUUAUAACUUACAAUGGUUAAAGAGUAGGAAAUCAUAUCGUUUGUUUUAAUUACAGGAGAAAAUGAUUAUCUACACAUUGUUAAUUUUUUUAUACCGGCAUGACAGAACAGAACAGCCAUUGCAGGGCAUGUCUGUUCUAACAGCAUAUCCAUUGCAGGGCACAUCUAUUCUAACAGCAGAUCCAUUACAGGGCAUGUCAAUUCUAACAGCAGAUCCAUUGCAGGGAAUGUCUAUUUUCUAACAGCAGAGCCAUUGCAGAGCCUGUAUAUUCCAACAGUAUAGCCAUUAUAGGGCAUGUCUAUUCUAACAUUGCAGGACAUGUCUAUUUCAGAAGUAUACUUUCAAGUUCUUGAACCCUUCACAUCCAAGUAGUUUGACAAAAUAAGUUAUCUCUUUAAGGUACUCCACUUAGGUUUUUAUCCACUCAUGCCAUUUUUCCAGGAUUGACAUUUUUAUGCAAAAAUGAAAAGGGUUGUAAUGUUUUAACUUGAAACAGACUAUAGAAUCUCAAAAACAACAACUUCAUUUUUAAUUUCAGGUAGAUUUUCUUUAUUAGCUUUUUAAGCAUUUUUUCCAUUUUAAGUGCACCAGUUGAUUAAUACAGGGAUUUCAAAACUUAAAAGACCUCAAUGGAACGCACAAGAAUAAAUUAUUUAGCGUGGCUGGUUCAGAAUAAAUGUUUUACAGUCUAAUAGUUAACAUUAAAUUAUUCAUAAGUUAAAUUGUGAAUAUUUUAUGCAGUCAGUUGAUAUUAAUGCAACAAACAAAUUUGUUUGUAAGAUUAUAACAUAACAGAGUAUACAAGUAUAUAUCAUAGAGAAUAAAAGUAUUUAUCAUAUCAUAUCUAGUAUUUUAAGAUAAAUGUCUUGAUUAAUUUAUCAUUUUGAUAAACUUGUACAUGUAUUAUUCAUAUGAAAUUUAUCAGUUUUGGACAAAUUUCAUUUUCAUUUCUGAUAAAUUGUGUAAAACAUAUCUAUAUUUGCAGCUAAAGGUAUCUUAAUCAUGGAAUUCUAAAUAAUUUAAAAUCACGAAAAGAUCAUGAAAAAAUAUCUCAACAUGAAUAUAUCAUUUGACUGCAUUGAAGCCUGUGGAGUUGGGACAUAUCCCCUUUGUUUUGUACUAUUUUAAAGUUUUAAGUAAAUAUUUGGGCAUUUUAGAUGAUAAGCUAUUUAUAAAGUAUUGAAAGUAUUCACAUAAUUAUGUUUUAAUGACAAUGAAAUUUGAUUCUCAAUAUGAAUGUUAUAAUAUUGAAAGAUAUUAAACACUAUUUGAUUGUUA